This is a messenger RNA of Ostertagia ostertagi, 366 nucleotides long. The record is from the annotation of a GenBank genome assembly. NCBI's taxonomy places the organism in Eukaryota, Metazoa, Nematoda, Chromadorea, Rhabditida, Trichostrongylidae.
AUGGAGAUUCUCAAGCUCUCCACGUGCUCACUUAUGGUCCUUGUUGAGAGCGGUGGUGUUGCAAGUUGCGCUCGAAGCCUUCACGACGCGAUAUGGCAUAAGAAAAUGGAGAGCCUCAAGGUCUGCAUACCAGCCUUCGCAUAUGCCGUCCAAAACAAUCUCUACUACAUCGCUCUGGCCAACAUUGACGCCACCACAUACACCGUCACUUAUCAGCUGCGCAUAUUGACGACGGCAUUGUUGUCGGUACUGAUGCUUGGAAAAGAGAUUUCCAGAUGUCAAUGGGGAGCGCUGACCUUGUCCGGAUACGGGGUCGUCCUUGUGCAAGUUAGUUGUUUCAUGAAUUUUCUCAUAUUUGCAUUCUAA